Molecule: messenger RNA, 840 nt
Organism: Colletotrichum destructivum
Lineage: Eukaryota; Fungi; Ascomycota; Sordariomycetes; Glomerellales; Glomerellaceae
Product: Putative major intrinsic protein
Exons: 3
Coding region: 1-840 (279 amino acids)
Biological process (GO): water transport; transmembrane transport
Cellular component (GO): plasma membrane
Molecular function (GO): water channel activity
Source: RefSeq, a predicted model, not a curated record
AUGGCCAGAGCAAAGAUUGAGCGAAAGUUCUCCGAGUUCAGCGAACUCAACCAUGGCUCCCUACCUAUGCUUCGCAUGGCAAACACAACACGAAAUAACAUCGUCGCUGUUCUCGGCGAAUUCGUCGGCACGUUUCUGUUUCUGUUCUUCUCCUUCGCCGGGACACAGGUGGCCAACACGCCUCUCGGAGCACCAGGGUCGAAUCCGAACCUGCCUUCCAUCAUUUUCAUUGCACUCGCGUUCGGCGUCUCUUUGACCUCAAAUGUCUGGGCGUUCUAUCGGGUCACCGGGGGGAUGUUCAACCCAGUUGUCACCCUUGCUCUCAUGGUCUGCGGUGGCCUACCACUGAUUCGUGGACUCCUUAUAAUGCCGACUCAGAUCAUAGCUGGGCUAUGUGCAGCUGGGGUUGCUUCCGCAUUGUUUCCUGGUCCCUUGGCCGUUACCACAUCUUUGGGAGGCGGCGCGAACAUCGCACAAGGCUUCUUCAUCGAAGUGUUCUUGACCACCCAACUCGUUUUCGUCAUCCUCAUGCUGGCGGUUGAGAAGCAUCGUUCCACGUUUCUCGCCCCUGUAGGGAUUGGAUUGUCGUUCUUUCUCGCGGAGCUUACAGGCGUUUACUUUACCGGCGGAUCUCUGAACCCCGCUCGGUCGUUUGGACCCGCUGCUGUGGUCGGUGACUUUCCCAGCUACCAUUGGAUCUACUGGCUGGCCCCAACAUUCGGUUCAAUGGUUGCCUGUGGAUUCUAUGUCGUCCUUCGUCAGCUUCGAUACUACGAAUGCAACCCAGGCCAAGAGUCAGACGGUCACGAGUCGAGCAGUGAGCCCAGUAUCAAAGGUUGA